Acaromyces ingoldii is the source of this 1106-nucleotide messenger RNA. RefSeq lists its product as hypothetical. Gene Ontology annotation, biological process: basic amino acid transmembrane export from vacuole. Gene Ontology annotation, cellular component: fungal-type vacuole membrane. Lineage: Eukaryota; Fungi; Basidiomycota; Exobasidiomycetes; Exobasidiales; Cryptobasidiaceae. The record is from RefSeq and is a predicted model, not a curated record. The coding region runs from base 96 to 1052 and encodes 318 amino acids. The transcript has 2 exons.
CGACGACGAACGAUGGACGCCGUCGUCGGCGGCCUGUCGCGCUCGGCGCACCACCUCCCCGCGUUGUCGCCCGAUGAGCUUUCGGGCAUCGUAGGAUGGAUCUCAAUCUGGGUUUGGGUUUGUGUCUAUUCUCCGUGGGUGUGAAACCAUUGAUUCGUCAAGCUGAACAUGAAAGCGGUUUUGGCCUGAUCCAACGAAAGCUUGUUCCCUCUGUCAGCCAGCUGCAUGAGAACUACGUCCUCAAGAGCGGCGAGGGCCUGUCGAUUACGUUUAUUAUCAUCUGGCUCGCCGGCGACGCGCUCAACAUGAUUGGAGCCUACCGCGCAGAGCUGCUCUCGACGAUGAUCAUCCUCGCAGGAUACUACUGCCUCUGCGACAUUGCGCUCAUCUGGCAGUACUACUACUACCGGAAAUACCACGACUACUAUCACCCGUCAGCAGUGGCCGGAGGAGCACAGCCUGCUGCAGAGACGCCCGCUGAGGCAGCGACCGAGAGCACACCUCUGGUCAAUGGCAACACCGCCAAGCCGCCGCCAGCAGCAUCAGCAGCAGCAGUCAGGCGCGAGCCGACAUUCACAGAGGAAGUCGUCAAGUGCAUCGCCGGCCUCGUCGUCGUGAGCAUCGCCGGUGUCUUCUCCUGGUAUGCCACGACGCAGAUCCACGGGCAUCCCGCCGGCGACCCACCGGCAUUGACGACGCAGGAGUGGAAGUGGGACGCGCAGGUAUCGGGCUGGGCGAGCGCGUUUCUCUACCUGGCCUCGCGCGUGCCCCAGAUCUUUAAGAACAGGCAGACAAAGUGCGAGGGCCUCUCGCUCGCCCUCUUUGUCUUUGCCGUCGCAGGAAACCUGACGUACGUGGCCAGCAUCGUGCUCAAGAGCACCGAGCGCGACUGGCUCGUCGAGAACCUCAGCUGGAUGGUCGGCUCCCUCGGCACCGUCUUUCUCGACUUUGUCGUCCUCGCCCAGUUUGUUGCCUACAGCAAGGAGCGCAGGGAGCGAACCGAACGGACAGCGGCUGCUACUGCUGCUGGUCAGAGUGGCGUGUCCGUGUAGUCUACCUUUCAAUGUUCUCAUAACUCGCAUCAUCAUAAAUAGCAUCAAUUCACG